Messenger RNA from Rattus rattus (black rat), 2144 nucleotides. It is a transcript of the gene Tirap, whose product is annotated as TIR domain containing adaptor protein. Bases 976 to 1728 code for a protein of 250 amino acids. Gene Ontology annotation, biological process: signal transduction. The record is from RefSeq and is a predicted model, not a curated record. Lineage: Eukaryota; Metazoa; Chordata; Mammalia; Rodentia; Muridae. The transcript is spliced from 7 exons.
UCUCCGGAAAGCCGCCACCUUUCUGUGGCACCGAUGCCAGCGCAGAGCUUUUAGUCUGGCUGGGCUUCAGCAGCCUGACCAUGUACGUCAAGGGGCUCUCCCUGGCUCCCUGUAGUCUCUGCUCUGGUCAUAACCUGGCCCUUCUGGGUUUGACUCUGUGGAAGUGUUCUGCAAGAAUGUCACUUUAUUUAAAGUUAAGAACCUACUCGGAGUUGCUAUCACGGUCACUUAAUGGGCGUCCGCCAGGAACUACUAUUGUGCCAAGUACCAGAGGGACUUAGGGGAGUAGGAACAAUUCGGUCGGUCCUUAGGUCCACUGGGUGGCAGGUAAACCAGAAACCCGAGAACUGCAACUAGAGAAGGAAGUAGGGAGUUCUCCAUCGGUCAGACCUACCCAGGAAUGACUCAGAGGAAGCCUUUCUUGCUUUGUUUUCAGACUUUAAGAAACAAUAUACAACCAACACACGGAAAAGUGCAUAGAUCCCGAGUCCCUCCGAACCACUUUUCACAAGCUCUCUUGUGCAACCUGCAUCAGGAACAGUGUAUGCCGUAGGGGGUGCCUUGGAGGACAGGUGGAGUUACAGGCAGUUGUGACCCAUGUGGGAGCUGGGACCUGCAAAAACCGGGGUUCUCUUGAAGGAGGAGCAAGCUCUCUUCAGCACUGAGCCGUCUCUCCAGCCCCUGGAAAAGGCAUCUUGAAUGGUUUCCUGAGAUGGAGACACCAAGACCCGGGAAGACUGUUGAAGGCCAUGGUCAGCAGGAGGUGUAAAUCCAUGCAGUCCACCUGUAGUCGGCAGUCUUCACCGUUUUGUGACAUUGUUUCCCUAGCUGCCUGGUAAGGGCUAGAUCCCAAAUGCCGUCCUGGUCAGGUGAAGCAGAGAGCAGUCACUCUACCAAGCUCAUACCUUGAUGGCCGUUCCAUGAAGCUAAGACUGGAUCUCUUCUCCCUGCCAUUCCCCCAAUGCCUGCUCUUUCAUGGUUGGUUUGGAGGCCUGUGCUAUGGCUUCAUCCUCCUCCGUCCCAGCCUCCUCCACUCAGUCCAAGAAGCCUCGAGACAAGAUAGCUGACUGGUUCAGGCAGGCUCUGUUGAAGAAGCCCAAGAAGAUGCCAAUCUCCCAGGAAAGCCACCUCAGUGAUGGUUCACAGACAGCCACACAGGAUGGUCUCUCACCCUCCAGCGGCAGUUCACCUCGGAGUCAUAGUUCAUCCCAGAGCCAAAGCUCAACCCCGAGCUGCAGUUCAGGAAUGCCUCCUACCUCACCACCAACACACGUGGACAGCAGCAGCAGCAGCAGCAGUGGCCGUUGGAGCAAAGACUAUGAUGUCUGUGUGUGCCACAGUGAGGAGGAUUUAGAGGUGGCCCAGGAGCUGGUUUCCUACUUGGAGGGUAGCAAAGCCAGUCUACGCUGCUUCCUGCAGUUUCGGGAUGCAGCCCCAGGUGGCGCCAUUGUUUCUGAGCUAUGCCAGGCGCUGAGUGGUAGUCACUGCCGCGUGCUGCUCAUCACCCCAGGCUUCCUUCGGGACCCCUGGUGCAAGUACCAGAUGCUGCAGGCCCUGACGGAGGCCCCAGGGUCGGAGGGGUGCACCAUACCCCUGCUAUCCGGCCUGACCAGAGCCGCCUAUCCACCGGAACUCCGAUUCAUGUACUAUGUGGAUGGCAGAGGCCAGGAUGGUGGCUUUUAUCAAGUCAAGGAGGCUGUUAUACACUAUCUGGAGACACUAAGUUGACACUUAGAGCUUUCAUGAGGAAAACUGGAAAUAGUUCACAGCCAUCGUUAGUCCAGUAAUGGCAGGAGGCAUCAGGAGCCAGAGCCAGCUGCACUCUCUUCAUGACACAGGAUCAGAUUGCCACCAGCUUCCAUUACUGAGGACUCUACAGAACUGCCAGGCAGAAGAUGGGGCCCACCCCUGAAAGGAGACCAGGAAGAAGAUGGGGACUCCCCAAGAAGGGCAGGAGGAAGUCAGGGACUCUCCCCAGGAAGACCACAAGGAAGUCAGAAAUUCAAGUUGUCAAGAGACUCUGCUAUCAGGAAGGUCAGCAGUCUUGUCUGCUGCUUAACUGGAUAGGAAGCUGACACACGGCUGUGUGCUUUCCCAGGCAUCAGGCACUGGGGGAACAGGUACCACUCCUCAAGAGGGAUGAG